Messenger RNA from Bombina bombina (fire-bellied toad), 1487 nucleotides. RefSeq names its product scavenger receptor cysteine rich family member with 4 domains (gene SSC4D). The record is from RefSeq and is a predicted model, not a curated record. Bases 1 to 1449 code for a protein of 482 amino acids. The transcript has 7 exons. Gene Ontology annotation, cellular component: membrane. Lineage: Eukaryota; Metazoa; Chordata; Amphibia; Anura; Bombinatoridae.
AUGCUAAGCAUCCCAAGUCAUAUAACAGGAAAGUCUGGUUAUUUGAAUAAGAUUCGGCUUGUGAAUGGGGAGAAUCGUUGUCAAGGACGAGUAGAAGUUCUUUACAAUGGAACCUGGGGGACAGUAUGUGAUGAUGACUGGGACAUUGUUGAUGCCAAUGUGGUGUGCCGCCAGUUGGGCUGUGGUCAUGCACUUGCUGUGCCUAGCAGACUGUCAUUUGGCCAGGGCACUGGACCUAUACUGCUAGACAAUGUGGACUGUGGAGGGAGAGAAACAGCUCUAAGCCAGUGUAGAAGCCUUGGAUGGGGGAUACAUAACUGCUACCAUUACGAAGAUGUUGCUGUCACCUGUAACGAAUUUUUACCAACACCAGCAAAUAAGGCACAUUCAUCAAAAGCAGCUUCAGCUUCCUUACAAAAUGGAUUAAGAGAUGGCAGUAUCAGACUGGUAAAUGGAGCAGACUCUUGCCAAGGAAGAGUGGAAAUAUUAUACAAAGAGAACUGGGGUACAGUGUGUGACGAUGACUGGGGAAUGAGCGAUGCAAACGUUGUAUGCAGACAGAUUGGCUGUGGAGAAGCCAUAGACUACAAAAGCAAUGCUUACUUUGGCUAUGGCACUGGCCUCAUCUUACUGGAUAAUGUGAAUUGUGAUGGAUCGGAGCUGCACCUCUCAGCAUGCUACAGCCUUGGCUGGGGAAUUCAUAAUUGUGGCCACCAUGAAGAUGCUGGGAUCAUAUGCACCAGUGGCAGCAUUAGACUAGUAAAUGGAAACAGCAGCUGUCAAGGCAGAGUGGAAGUUCUGUAUCAAAACACCUGGGGUACUGUGUGCGAUGAUGACUGGAAUUACAACAAUGCUCAGGUGGUGUGCAAGCAGAUUGGCUGUGGACCAGCUAUUGUGGCUACAACGCUGAGUUAUUUUGGCUAUGGCAGUGGUCCAAUUCUUCUAGACAAUGUGGAUUGUGAUGGUACAGAGAAAGACCUUACUGACUGCUUCAACCUUGGCUGGGGUCAACACAAUUGUGGGCAUCACGAGGAUGCUGGUGUUAUCUGUCAAGGUGGAAAAGACUCUGAUUGGCUGCCCAAAGGAAAUGAUUUUGAAGUUACAACAGAAUCUGCAACCCCUCCAAAAGAUGGCUCCCUUCGUUUGGUGAAUGGUAGUCAUCGGUGCGAAGGUCGUGUGGAGAUAUUUUUACUCUUACAGUGGGGAACAGUGUGUGAUGAUGCCUGGAACCUGAAAGCAGCCAAAGUGGUAUGCAGAUCACUUGGAUGUGGAGCUGCUGUAAAAGCCUGGGGGGAAGCAUGGUAUGGCCAGGGCAGUGGCUACAUCUUUCUUGACAAUGUAAAAUGCCAUGGCAAUGAAAGCUCCCUUAUGCAGUGCUCCUAUAUACAAUGGAAUGUACACAACUGUGACCACUCUGAAGAUGCUGGUGUGUUAUGUGGAAUCUUGUGAGAAGUUUAUACAAGAAAAAUAAAAAUAUGUAAAUGGUA